Messenger RNA from Carassius gibelio (silver crucian carp), 5106 nucleotides. RefSeq names its product serine/threonine-protein phosphatase 2A 55 kDa regulatory subunit B gamma isoform-like. Gene Ontology annotation, molecular function: protein phosphatase regulator activity; protein binding. Gene Ontology annotation, biological process: peptidyl-serine dephosphorylation. The coding region runs from base 697 to 2091 and encodes 464 amino acids. The record is from RefSeq and is a predicted model, not a curated record. The transcript is spliced from 8 exons. Gene Ontology annotation, cellular component: cytosol; protein phosphatase type 2A complex. NCBI's taxonomy places the organism in Eukaryota, Metazoa, Chordata, Actinopteri, Cypriniformes, Cyprinidae.
ACCUAUUAUUGGGUUACAGUAUGCAUUAGUGAGACUGUUUUCAUUUAAUUAUCGGGCGUUGUGAGCCAGACGGAAUAAUGCAUGUGCAAACAGAACCAAGACAGUCUUACAUUUCAUGCAUUUGAGUAUAAUUUAAAUCAUAUUUGUUUGAUUUUGAAACAUGUAUUUAAAUUUUUCAUGCAACUGUUUGCAUGCUAUUCCUAAAAUUGUCUAGGAGUCUUUUGUGUCUAUUGCAGGCCUUAUAAUCAAGUUACAGAGCAGAAUGAUUCAUCAGGAGCAGGCCAGGCUGUUUUAUUUAGUGUCAUCAUCAUUGUACUAGCAGAAGCAGGAGCAUGGCAUGCUGUUUAUCAACUAUUAGGGUUUAAAAUGUGAAGCCAUAUGCCCAGACGAAGCUCUUGAAUAAAAGUGUUUGCAUAGACAAAACCACAGUUGUGCUGUGCUAGCACAUGGCCGUGAACUAAUAUUACUUCAGGUAAUUUGUACUGUAAAAUGCUUUUUUGGCUGGGAGUAUCAUGAAAGACUGUUACAUAAAAGUAUUAGCAUUUAGCUCCAGUUAUGCAGAAAUUCUCCCUAUAUUCCAGUUCUGUAUAAAUUAGAAAAUAAAUACUGUUUAUGUAGAAAAAAAUCUAUAAUCUAUCACUAUAGAAAAGUAAAAUGGUAGGAAUACAGUUGUAAAAAAAUAUUGUGCAUUUUAUUAUGCAUUUAAUAUUAUGCAUUUGUAUUUACACAUAUUUUUGUAUGUGUGUGUGUUUCUUUUUUUUUUUCACUGAAAAAAUGAACACAAACCUGUUUCUUUCUUUCUUUGUAGCUGAUGUCAUUUCUACAGUGGAGUUUAACCAGACGGGGGAUCUGCUGGCCACAGGAGAUAAGGGGGGGCGAGUGGUCAUCUUCCAUAGAGAAACAGAGUCUAAAAGUGAAUCUGAAGAGCUGGGAGAAUCGGGUGAGUAUAAUGUCUACAGCACGUUCCAGAGUCACGAACCGGACUUUGACUAUCUGAAGAGUUUGGAAAUCGAGGAGAAGAUCAAUAAGAUCCGCUGGCUGCCACAGCAAAACGCUGCCCACUUUCUCCUCUCUACCAACGAUAAAACUAUAAAGUUAUGGAAGGUGAGCGAGAGAGACAAGCGGCCAGAGGGCUACAAUCUGAAGGACGAAGAAGGGCGAAUAAAGGACAUCUCCACCGUGACCUCACUACAGGUGCCGGUCCUGAAGCCCACUGACCUGAUGGUUGAGGUGCGGCCGAGGAGAAUCUUUGCCAACGGCCACACCUACCACGUCAACUCCAUCUCAGUCAAUAGCGAUGGCGAGACAUAUCUGUCUGCUGAUGAUCUCAGGAUCAACAUGUGGCACCUGGAUAUCACAGAUCGAAGCUUCAACAUUGUGGACAUUAAGCCGGCUAAUAUGGAGGACCUGACGGAGGUAAUAACAGCUGCAGAGUUCCACCCACAGCACUGCCACCUGUUUGUAUACAGCAGCAGUAAAGGCACGCUACGCCUCUGUGACAUGAGAGAGUCUGCACUCUGUGACAAGCACUCCAAAAUCUUUGAGGAGCCAGAGGACCCAGGCAAUCGAUCUUUCUUUUCUGAGAUCAUCUCGUCGGUUUCUGAUGUUAAGUUCAGCCAUAGUGGACGCUAUCUGCUCACCAGAGACUACUUGACUGUCAAAGUAUGGGACCUCAACAUGGAGAAGGGCCCAGUCGAGACCUACCAGGUGCAUGAGUACCUAAGAGGCAAACUCUGCUCUUUGUAUGAAAACGACUGCAUCUUUGACAAGUUUGAGUGUGUCUGGAAUAGCACAGACAGUGUAAUCAUGACAGGAGCAUAUAACAGUUUUUUCCGGAUGUUUGAUCGUGAGACCGGUCGCGGUGUAACCCUCGAGGCAUGGCGUGAGAGCAGUAAACCGCGUGCCGUGCUGCGGACUCGCCGCGUUUACACCGGGGGCCGGCGUCGCCGGGGGGACGUGGGCGUGGACAGUCUGGACUUCUCUAAAAAGAUUCUGCACAUGGCUUGGCACCCGGCUGAAAACAUCAUCGCCAUCGCAGCCACUAACAACCUCUAUAUCUUUCAGGACAGGGUCAAUGCGGAAAACCAGUGACAAGAGUCAUGUAACGGGGUAAUGCAGUAAUGCUCUUCACAGGGCCACACACACCAACAUGCAUUUAAAUCAUGCACAUGUAUUACAUUUAUCCUUCAAAACAAACAUUAUUGGUCCUGUGAAGAUGGGCGUAGUUGGCGGACUAUGUUUGCAGUUAUGCUGUUCCAGGAGAGCAGUUAUAUAUACAGGUAGCUAGUGACUUUAACUGAUAACUGUUUGGUUAAUUACACCGCCAAGAAUGUUACCAAUGAGCUACAGAAUGUGGAAUUUAUGAUUGGCAUCACAGUCAGCCAAUCCUGGACUUCUUUGAUAUGUGAUGGAUGGUGUUGCCGGCCAAUCCCUGACUGCGCUGAUCUGUGAUUGACAGCUGUUUGGAUAAAGGCUGGUGCCUUUGGGCUGAAGACCAGGAAUGAGACCGCUCCACUCCUCUGUGCCAGGCUGCCAUGGAGACAGGUUACUCAGUUACCAUGGUAACAAGAGUGCUCCAAGCAGUCUUCCUAUCACGUGCUUCCCAAAAACCUAUCCCACAAUGCAUCUGCUACACGGGCACUCAUUUUACUUCACGCUUAAUUGACCAUUUGUGGAGACUUGAUUGCCUAUACGACCGUAUCACUAUAUCUCACACUUGAAGGCUUGUCUGGUGUCUUCUAUCAGAAGGAUUGAACCACUACUUCAUCAAAACACUGUCUUAACCUGGUUACACCUCAUGAUGGGUUAUAUUUACACAUGUAUGGUACUAAAAGUAUCGGUCUGUCUCUCAAAUAAAAAAUACAAUAAGGGUAUAUCACACUGCUAACACGCUUUAAAAAAAAAGUCUCCUGUAAUGUACACGAGUCAGGAACUCAGGAUCAAACUCUGAUCUGGUUUCUGGUUACGCAGGAAGCACUGCCUUUUUAUUCAUGAUUGUAGCUACUAUACAGAUCCCUCAAAAAGAAAUUUAAGCAGUCAAAAUUUUCCUACAAAAAGUGCAGAAAGACAUGGAAAUUAGUUGGUUAUCAAAUCAGGCAAGUGAUUUACCACAAACAAUAAUUCUGACACACUCCUCUAUUUGUUUAAUUUAAAAAAAAAUCUGUAGAAAAAAAGUACUUUCAGAGGAAGCCUGUGGGACAUUGGGAGGGUUAAAAAGCAAAAAAAAAUUCAUCCUGUAUGUUGAAGUGUUGAUAUGAAUGGUUCAUAUUUGAGUGAAAGGCAAGAAUAUCCAAAAACCCCAUGACUUGAUCGUAAUGAAUAUUGGAGUUUUAUAAUUGGAUUUUAUAAAUUAACAUGACUUUUUGCAGGUCUAGAAAUCACACUUUUAAAUUAGGCUUCCUCAUAUAUUCAGAUUUUACAUAAUUGUAGGUAUGCUGGUUCUUUAAAUACAGUUGAAUUAGAACAAAAAUAUCUUAAUUUGUAGUUGUACUCAUUUUAGGUUUGGCUCAUAUUAAUUCUUCCUUUUCUAACUUUUGUGGCUAUAUUCCCUUUUUUUUUUUUUUUUUUUUUUUGCUUUGCUAGUGUUCCCUGGGCUUCCAAGUGCAAAAACAUAGUUGAGGAUGUGUAAAAAUUAUGUUUUGUGGCAACAUGACAAAUAGCUUAUCUUGUAUUGAAUUUGGAACACUCCAAUAUGUAUCAGUGGAUAAAUCACUCCUUCACUGUUUUCUGUGACCACACAGGUGUACAUGUAACUCUAUCCACUGUAGAAAGAACAUGGUGAGUUAUUUUUCAUUUAAGGUGCCAUCCACCUUCUGAUCGACUGCUUGUUUGGUGUAGAUGUGGUAAUGAAUUGUCGGGUGUCUGUGUAGAUUGUGACACAAAGGUCAGUGAUUGUUUUUGCUACAUGAACAAGGCUGAAUGAAUGUAACUGUCAAACACAUGCUUCUAAUGAAUCCAUUUUUAAAGUGUUAUGAUGUAAACGGGGUGCUCUCAAACUUACAAGUGAGCUUGCUUGUUUGCUUUUCUCAUUUUCGUCCCUCUUCUGUCUUUCCCGGUGUUCAUGUGUUUUCCGUCCCAUUUUUCUAGUACUCUUUGCUCUAUACAUAUACUGAGGCUGUGCCUCUUACAAUCAGUUCCUCCACUCUUAUUUUUACAUUUGUAGUUCAUUCACAUCAUUUUUGUACCCUGAGACAAUGACUGCUUUUUUACACUGUUCCACUUUCUCUCUCACUCUUUCGUUCUCUUACAUCCUGUUACCAUGGCGAUAGGCCUUCUGCCAUUAUGCAUUCUGUCAUGUGUUCCUCUCAGACAUGCAGUGAAACACACACACACUCACAUUCACAAUGCAACCAGGGAAUAAUAGAGUUUUUCAGGUCUCACACACACACACACACUCUCUCUCACACACACACAAAUGCACACACAAUCAGGCCUAUACAUGCAAGCAUACACACAACGCAUGUUUAUCAUUAUCCAGUGUUACUAAUGUGUAUAUCUAUGAUGCCUAAACAUGUUAUAUUGACACUAAAUGGAAAAAUAAAAGAGGCAAAUUGAGGAAUGUGGUUAAAGUAAUAUGACCUCUGUAUACCCGCUAAGAUUAUGCAGUUGUUGUUUUUUUUGUUUUUUUUUCAUAGUGUUGUUUCUCAGUCUCUCUGUCUGCUUCUGGGUAUUUAACACACACACACACACAUCUGAUAUGCUUAUAGUGAACUAACUUCAUCCAGCUAUGCAGCAUCAGACCUUAGAAGGACAAUAAUUGUGAAAGGCACUUUAAUCCAUUUUCACAGAAAUUAAGGCACUGUCUUAACAGGUUUUACAUCCUCUUGUCAUAGAACCUCUCACUAAAACAUCUGUGGAUAGAUGUGUUUUCAUGUUACAAACAGUGACAUCACCAGAGUGUGACAAAGUUUGAGCUGAUUGUGAGAGUGUAUGUAGAUUUUUAUCAGUGAUGUAGGCUCAAAAAAUGAAGUAAAAAAUGUUUUAUUUGAACUAACAAAUAAUAGAUAAAGGCUCAUAUUCACAGAAAUAUCUUGAAUGCUAAACAAGUAUUCCAUGCUUUCUUAUUCAUGUCAAAAAUAAAUAAAUUUUGGAAACAAAAAUAAUAAU